AGUCAAGUUGAGAGGCCUGCCACCAUGAUUGUUCGGUGACUGUUCACAUCGCUUUGUUGAGCUUUUGAAUUCACGGGUUGGAUUGAAUAAUUCGCAUCCUUGUUAUCGAAGGAUAGAUAUAAAGUAUGGUGGUCGAGACGCUUUCUUCCGUACAGGAAGACCACCCAGCCCUGUGUUGGAGCAUCGAUAAGGAACGAGAAAUCAAGAAUUGCUACUGGAGUCGACAAAUUCUUGAGCUCUUCCAUCCAUUCCGCAACAACAGUGACAGCGACGAAGCAGGAAUCCACGAGAAAAAAGAAGCCAAUACGAGUGUUAGCGAGAACGAUUUCAUGUCGCCAGCGCCAUCGAACUGUGCCAUUGCUGAGCAUAGCAAGGAAAUUUCUCCCGCUGUAUUUUCAACGUCGUACAAAACACUGCUGCUCUUGGCGGCGGGAGCUGCCCGGCAGAUCCAAGAAGAAUUCUGCCAACGGUUUCCAAUCGAAAACACGGAUGACUGCGAACAUGUCAUCAAUGAUAGCAGUGAGCAUACAUUUCGCGGUUCUUUGAAGGAAAAUACCAAUUUUGCGGUCGCCAUACCAGAAGGUCCGAUGCUUCCCCUUGCAAUUCUGGUGGUCUACGCGCUCAAUGCUGGACUCAGGCAGCAGGAACAGCAGCAGUCUCGCUGCUUGCAAUACGCCGUGUUGGUUCCAAUGGAUCCAGACGAGGGAAAGAAUCGAAACUCGUUUAUUCUGAACGACACGAGUCCAUCGUUUGUCUUAGCGAUUCCAGGAGAGGACUCGAUGAAGUUGCAAGAACUCAUUGAAAACCAAGGCAACGAAAAAAGCAACGAAGAGACUGACACACGAACGCCGAGGCUCCUCGACUUUGUUGAAUUGGUCAAGACCUCAAGGAGCAGAUUGGAAUUAUCCUCAUUUUUGCAAGGAUGCACACAAAGCGUUGCACCACACGCUGUUGGAAAUCUCCAACAGCAUAUUUUGGAGCUUGCUACUCAAAUCGACAUUCCGUCCGAUUGCCAAACCCCAGCCCACCAAAAGAACCCAAGCGGGAACAGCAAAUCUAGCAAUAGACUAUCCCACAUUGUCUACACCUCCGGAACCACUGGGCAUCCCAAGGGGUGCAUUUCGUCCGCGCGGUCGCUGCGGAAGUACAUCGACGCCAAGAACGAUGCCCACGACAUCACUCCGGCCUCGACCGUGCUUCUGGCAUCCUCGCUGUCCUUCGAUCCGUGCCUGUCAGAUGUGGUAGCUACGCUCGAGGCCGGCGCCACCUUAGCGAUCGCCCCCCGUAUCAACCUGGUCUCGGGACUUACAACCACCCUGCUGGAUCUAAGAGUGACACACGUGCUCUGCACACCGACCCUCUGGGGCCUGACACUGCUGCACCGGCCUACAAAUCACCCACACACCGCCAUCAAGGAAGACUUUCCUUGCUUGCAGCGGGUGGCGCUCGGCGGGGAGCCCAUACAGAACAGCCUCGUAGUAGCGUGGGCUCGCUCUCGGGCCGAGAAAGAGCAAAAAAAUGGAGAUAGCGAGAAUUCCCUCUCAACAUGUCGAUUACUAGCAACAUACGGGGUUACAGAGGCGUGUGUAUACCAGACUUGUGGAGAGGUGUUCCGUGAGAGCGAAACCAUUUUCACAGACUCAAACGCCGCUCUUGCAACGACGCUGUCGUCGUCGAAAAGAGGACAGUAUGUUGGGCAUCCAUUGGACGGAACAGAAGUGAAAAUUUGCAGGGAAGAUUUCCAGGGGAACCAUCUCGAAGAAGUUCGAGAAGCAGGAAUGCUAGGAGAAAUCGUUUUGUAUGGUGACCAAAUCGAUAUAACUACUGGCUAUCUGAAUCGACCCGACCUUGUAGGCAAAUUUGUAGCAGAAGAAGUUGCUGUCACCGAUAAUGAUGGCGACUUAACAUCGAAAAAAGUUCGAUAUCAUUAUCGAACAGGUGAUAGAGGAUAUAUCAAUCCAACCGAUAGAAGCCUUUCAAUUACAGGCCGAAUAGUCGGAGAAGAGGGAAUGAUCAAGAUAAAUGGAGUUCGGGUGGAACUUGGGGAAAUUGAAGCCGCCUUAACGAGUGGUGAAAGCAACGACAGUAACGAUGAUCAACGUACCGUUGUCACAGACUGUCUUGCCAAAGUCAUACAAGAUUCAGGUGGUCAAAAUACCAUCCUUGCUUACUGUGUUUUCCCUGAGACAAUAUGGAAAGAGAUUGGAAUAUCGCUGAAUGAUUUUCGGACGAAACAACAAGGAGUCAUCAUCAACGGCGGACCACUCUGGUCGUUGCUUAGAAUAAAAUGCUCUAAUCGAUUGAGGAAAGCAUGCAUACCUUCGACAUUCGUUGGCAUUCCUCGAUUGCCUCUCUCCCGUACAGGCAAACGAGAUCGGUUGGGCUUGCCCGGCCUCAGUUCCUGUUCCAUUCUUAGAAUCAGCAACGAGUUGUCUACCCCACUUGAAAAGUAUGGUCUGGCGGGAAGCAUGGUGGUUGAGACUCUCGUGAAAUAUCUAAAUCUGCAGCCAUGUCAGCAACAAAUGCUGACAAAAUCGGUUUCCUUUGCGGUCCUUGGAGGGGAUUCCCUAUCCGCGGUGGUAGUUUGCAGGACGCUUUAUGCCCGCUGCCACCAAAUCCAAAAUUCUCGGUUUGUCGGUGGAGAGUACGGGCAAUUGCCAGAACCCUUCGAUACAGUAACUCUUUUGCGUGCGCAAAAUCUUGGCGACUACGUUGAUUUGCUGGACGAGACCAUCACCGAAAAUGGCCUCCUUCGAGGGCAAGGGACGUCGGUCGAUAACUCAUCGGCAGCUACGUCUGUUACAACCACACACCUGCCAGAAAAUGGCUCUGUGGACGACGCGUUGUUGUACGAUGCACUGUUGCAGGCAACAACUAUGAAUCAAUCGAUGAUAGCGAAAGCUCUAUUGUCACUUGGGGCGAAUCCAAACCGUGACCAUGCCCAUGGCAGUAGAAUUGGUAAUACGUCAGGUCGCAACGAGCGCAGAGCAAUAUUCAAGACCGCCCCAUUGCACCUGGCGUGUUUCCGUGGAGAUGCUGGCCUCGUGAAGCUUCUUCUGGCCAAAAACGCCAGCUUCAAAUCGCCAAACACGAACGGUGUGUUCCCAAUCCACCUGGCGGCUGGUGGCAUCGACGACAACGGCCCCGAGGGUACCUUGGAAGAGGAUGCACGCCGCUUGGAUUGCGUAAAGCUGCUGCUAAGCGCCGGCUGCCCGUUGCUGAUGAAAGACGCCAAUAAGCAAAGCAUUCUGCACGCAGCAGCCCGUGGAGGCCAUUGUUCGAUCAUCGAGUUUGUGAUUGCGGUGCACCAGUGCGAUCGAUAUUAUAACGGUCCCGUUCCCCUACGACAAUUCCUCGAAUUCCAGGACCGUUGGUUUCGCUCGGCUGUACACUGGGCAGUGAUCAACGGAAGGGUCCGGGCUCUGAAAGUUCUUUUGGAAAAGGGCUGUGAUCCCUCCCCGUUCAAACCGAAAUCCAACAAACAAACGAGCAUGACAGCGGAGACGCCACUGGAAAUCUGCCAACGAUUGUAUGGAGGGACCGACAAGGGGAAGGAGAUGGAGCAGUUUUUGAGAAGGGCAAUCAACCGCAGACACUCGUCGAGAUGAACAGGAUUGAUUGGAUUAAACGAGUUCAUUUACU
Messenger RNA from Pseudo-nitzschia multistriata, 3642 nucleotides. NCBI's taxonomy places the organism in Eukaryota, Bacillariophyta, Bacillariophyceae, Bacillariales, Bacillariaceae. The record is from the annotation of a GenBank genome assembly.